AAAAUGAUAAGUGUCCUAGACUUGUACCAUGUUCUCACAGCCGUUGUGCCUCUCUACGUGGCCAUGAUCCUCGCAUAUGGGUCAGUGAAAUGGUGGAAAAUCUUCAGCCCUGAUCAGUGUUCCGGGAUCAACCGUUUCGUUGCUCUAUUCGCUGUUCCACUUCUCUCCUUUCACUUCAUAUCCACAAACAACCCUUAUGCCAUGAACUACAAGUUCAUAGCUGCAGACUCUCUUCAGAAAGCAAUAGUCUUGAUAGUGUUAGUUAUAUGGUCAAGGACAAGCUCAAGAGGGUCCCUUGAAUGGUCCAUAACCCUCUUUUCACUCUCCACACUCCCUAACACCUUGGUCAUGGGAAUCCCAUUGCUUAAGGGCAUGUAUGGAGACAACUCUGGCACACUCAUGGUUCAAAUCGUGGUCCUUCAAUGCAUCAUUUGGUACACUUUGAUGUUGUUUUUGUUUGAGUAUAGGGGUGCGAGGAUUCUCAUUGGGGAACAGUUCCCGGACACUGCAGGGUCCAUUAUUUCGUUCAAGGUUGACUCUGAUAUCAUCUCUUUGGAUGGGAAAGAGCCUCUUCAGACUGAAGCUGAGGUUGGUGAAGAUGGGAAGCUUCAUGUUACUGUGAGAAAGUCCACAAGCUCACGCUCUGAGAUUUUCUCUCGGCGUUCUCAUGGUCCAAACUCUGGGGUUUCACUUACCCCACGUCCUUCCAACUUGACCAAUGCUGAGAUUUAUUCCCUUCAGUCUUCGAGGAACCCUACCCCAAGAGGGUCAAGCUUCAACCACACUGAUUUUUAUUCCAUGGUGAAUGGGAGGAACGUGAGUCCGCGGCAGUCAAACUUUGGAAGCUUGGGUUUUGAUGAGGAGGGUGGAGUUGGUAGAGCCAGUGGUGGUGGUGGUGCAGGGUACCCGGCACCUCCCAAUGCCGGAAUCUUUUCUCCGGUGACUGGUCCCGGUACUAAGAAGAAGGCUAAUGGAGGUGCUGAUGGUGGAAAGGAUCUUCAUAUGUUUGUUUGGAGUUCAAGUGCUUCUCCUGUCUCUGAAGGUGGAAUCCAUGUCUUCAGAGGUGGAGAUUAUGGAAAUGAUCAGCUUGGUGGGGUAGCUCACCAAAAAGAUUAUGAUGAAUUUGGUCACGAUGAGUUUAGCUUCGGAAACAGAACCGUUGCUAAUGGGGUGGACAAGGAAGGGCCAGUGCUUUCCAAGCUUGGUUCAAGCUCCACAACUGAGCUACACCCAAAAGCUGGAACUCAAGGUGAAUCUAGACCCACAUCCAUGCCACCCACCAGUGUUAUGACUAGACUCAUUUUGAUAAUGGUGUGGCGAAAGCUUAUUAGGAAUCCCAACACUUACUCUAGCCUUAUUGGUCUCACGUGGUCUUUGAUCUCAUUCAAGUGGAAUGUUGUUAUGCCUGCAAUUGUUGCUCGAUCAAUAUCAAUUUUAUCUGAUGCAGGACUUGGGAUGGCAAUGUUUAGCCUUGGGUUAUUCAUGGCGUUGCAGCCAAGGAUUAUUGCAUGUGGAAACUCAGUUGCUUCAUUUGCUAUGGCUGUUCGUUUUCUAACUGGCCCUGCAGUCAUGGCUGUUGCUUCAAUCGUUGUAGGACUCAGGGGAGUUCUGUUGCAUAUUGCCAUUGUACAGGCUGCUCUUCCCCAAGGGAUUGUCCCCUUUGUGUUUGCUAAGGAAUACAAUGUUCAUCCUGACAUACUUAGCACUGGGGUUAUAUUUGGGAUGCUAAUUGCGCUUCCUAUUACGCUAGUUUACUACAUUUUGUUGGGGCUUUGAAGCAAUAUCGAUGACGUGAAAGUAACC
Molecule: messenger RNA, 1803 nt
Organism: Gastrolobium bilobum
Lineage: Eukaryota; Viridiplantae; Streptophyta; Magnoliopsida; Fabales; Fabaceae
Product: probable auxin efflux carrier component 1b
Exons: 6
Coding region: 4-1776 (590 amino acids)
Biological process (GO): auxin polar transport; auxin export across the plasma membrane
Cellular component (GO): plasma membrane; endoplasmic reticulum
Molecular function (GO): auxin efflux transmembrane transporter activity
Source: RefSeq, a predicted model, not a curated record